This is a messenger RNA of Rubroshorea leprosula, 836 nucleotides long. The record is from the annotation of a GenBank genome assembly. NCBI's taxonomy places the organism in Eukaryota, Viridiplantae, Streptophyta, Magnoliopsida, Malvales, Dipterocarpaceae.
AUUUGCUGUAAUUUACUCGUAUACUGCUUGCUUCUAAUCAGGUAGCUGAUUUUGGACUUUCAAGAGAAGAGAUGGUAGACAAACAUGCAGCAAAUAUACGAGGAACUUUUGGAUACCUUGAUCCAGAAUACAUCUCUACAAGGACCUUCGAUAAGAAAAGUGAUGUAUAUAGCUUUGGAGUGUUGCUCUUUGAACUUGUAGCUGGCAGAAAUCCUAUGCAGGGUCUCAUGGAAUAUGUUGAGCUGGCUGCGAUGAGUACCGAAGGGGAAGUCGGGUGGGAGGAAAUUGUUGAUUCCCGCUUAGAUGGAAGAUUUGAUGUGCAAGAGCUCAACGAAGUGGCAGCUCUUGCAUACAGAUGUGUCAACCGUGCUCCAAGAAAACGGCCUUCCAUGAGGGAUAUUGUGCAAGUGCUUACACGGAUCCUCAAAUUGAGGCACGUCAGGAAGCAUAGCAAGACUCCAUCUGCCACGGCAGAUGAAGUUUCAAUCGAUGUGGACCAACCAGAAACCAAGAUUCCCAUCUCUGUACACCGGAGAGACGAGUCCAUGGACAGCACAGCUGACACUGAUCUUUGAUGAAUGGUUUUCCCAUUUUUGUUUAUUUCAAAAAUACCUUGCUUUUGGUUCUGGUUUCUAUAUAAUAUACAUGCAGGUUUAAAGAAGGUAGGAGGCAAGCUGAUUUUUCUGUAGUUUUGUUGAAGGAUUGUUUGUAAUUUCCUGUAUCAUAAUUUGGCCCUCUUUUUUUAUUUUGGGUUUGUUUUUCUUCUUUGUUUUUCUGAAAUGGCAUCAUCCUGAUUUUGUAAAUUAUUCGUUCACAAAUGAAAAAUGAGCUAAACU